ACCUAAGUUGCUGAGGGCAGAAAGAGAGCUGAAAAACUAGUUGGGAAGUGUCUAUUGAUAUAUUUACUCGUCCAAGUUCUAACCAGGCUACAAUAUGGCCGCUUCUUCUUCUUGCUCUGAUAGCAUCCCUCAGGAGAAGCAUGAUGUUUUUCUUAGUUUCAGAGGCGAGGACACCCGGAAUAAUUUCACCAGCCAUCUUUAUGAGGCUUUAUGUCGGAAAAAAAUCCAAACUUACAUAGAUUACAAACUGGAGAGAGGGGAUGAAAUCUCACCUGCCCUUUUCAAAGCAAUUGAAGAAUCGAAGCUUUCGGUGAUCAUUUUCUCCCAAAACUAUGCUUCUUCUGGAUGGUGCUUGGAAGAACUUGUGCACAUACUCAAAUGCAGAGAUGACCAGUUUGUUAUACCCAUCUUCUACGGGGUAGAUCCAUCAGCCGUACGCAAACAAUUUGGGAGUUAUGCAGAUGCAUUUGUUGAACAUGAGAAACGUUUCAAGGACUCAAUGGACAAGGUGCUCAGGUGGAGAAAGGCUUUGACAACAGCAGCCAAUAUAUCUGGGUUUGAUUCCCAAACAAUUAGGCCGGAGUCUGAUUUAGUUAAGAUUGUGGUCAAUGACAUUUUGGCGAAAUUGAAUCUCAAAUCGGAAAUGGCAAGUGGUUUAGAGGGCCUGGUUGGAAUCGAAAAACACGUCCGACAAGUUGAAUCGUUAUUAUGCCUUGACUCACAGGAUGUCCGGACCGUAGGUAUUUGGGGUAUGGGUGGUAUCGGUAAGACCACUAUUGCUGAUGUUGUAUUUCACCUUCUCUCUUCUCAAUUCGAAGCUUGCUGCUUUAUUGCAAAUGUUAGGGAAGCAUCAGAGACGAGACAUGGACUAAAUGAUUUGCGAAAUCAACUGCUUCGUACAGUACUUAAGGAAGACAAUCUAUAUGUGGCCGCUCCAUCUAUUGGAUCAAUGUUUGCAAGACAGAGGCUUUGCUGUACAAAGGCCCUCGUUGUUCUUGAUGAUGUGAGUGAUUUAGGCCAAGUAAAAUUUUUGGUUGGAGGUGAUCGUAUCCUGUUUGGCCCUGGAAAUAGAAUCAUUGUGACAGCUAGAGAUAAGCGCAUGCUUGGUGUUGACGAUGAUAAGAUAUAUAAGGUUAACUUACUAGAUUGUGAUGAAGCUCUUGAGCUCUUUCAUUUGAGAGCUUUAACAAAUCUCUCCCCCCCAACGGAUUAUACAACUUUGUCAAGAGAGGUGGUAGAUUAUGCUGGGGGUAAUCCAUUGGCUCUUACAAUCUUGGGCUCCGUAAUAUUCUGUCAUUGCGAGAGCAAAAAGGACUGGGAAGAUGAAUUAGAUAGAUUGAAAAAAUUUCCAAACAAAAGAAUCCAGAAUGUAUUGAGGUUCAGUUAUGAUGGAUUAGAAGAAAAUGAGAGGGAGAUAUUUCUCGAUAUCGCCUGUUAUCACAAAGGGAAGUAUAUUAAUGAGGCAAAAAGAAUUUUAGAUGCCAGUGGUUUUUGUGCCAAUGCAGGAGUAAAAAUUCUCGUUGAUAUGUCUCUCAUAUCCGUGGGUAAAUGUUCAACACUUGAGAUGCAUGAUUUGAUACAAGAAAUGGGUCGGGAAAUUGUUCGUGAUGAAUGUGUUAAAAAUCCUGGAAAACGCAGUAGAUUGUGGCUUGCAAAUGAUGUUCGUCAUGUACUGACAAAUAACACGGUAAGAGCCGAAUACACUCUAUUGAAAGAGAAAAGACCAAGCAAAAUCUCAGCUACUGUUGCUGUUAAUGAGAAGCUUGAUUGCUGGCAAUCUGGAGUAGGAAGCAAGUCUACUGUGUGCUCAUAUAUAUUUUGCCAUUGGUUUCAGGGUACUGAAGACAUUGAGUGCAUGGCCAUGAAUAUGGAUCUCAUUAAAGAUUUAUAUGUGAAUGUUGCAUCCUUCGAAAAGAUGCAUAAGCUAAGAUUACUAGAUCUAUACUCACACCCGUACACCAGGGGUGUCAACAACUUGGACCUUCCUCCGAUGCAUAAGCUAAGAUUACUAGAUCUAUACUCACACUCGUACACCAGGGGUGUCAACAAAUUGCACCUUCCUCCAGGUUUCGUGUUUCUCCCUGAGGCCCUUAAAUAUCUGAGGUGGGAUUUCUAUCCUUUGACAUCCCUGCCAUCGAGGUUUUCUUCAGAAAAUCUUGUCGAGCUUCAUAUGCCCGACAGCCGACUUGAGCAACUUUGGAAUAAAGGCGUGCAGAUCAAUCUUGGGAGCAUAAAACGUAUCGAUCUUAGUUACUCCGAGCACCUGGCUGAUGUUUCAGCUCUGAUUGAGAGUCCAAAUCUCGAGAGAAUUCGCCUUGGGGGUUGUAAAAGUUUGGUUCAACUUCCUUCACCGUUUCAGAAUCUUGCCAAGCUUACUUCUCUUAAUCUGAAUCGUUGCUCCAAUCUCAAAAUUCUCCCAGAGAUGCCAGGCAAUCUGGAACUCUUAGUGUUGUAUCAGACUGCAAUAGAAGAAUUGCCUUCAUCAAUUUGGUCUCUCGAGAAGCUUCAGUUUUUGGGUCUUGCAAUAUGUGAAGAGCUUAAGAAUCUUCCAAGCAGCACUUGUAGGUUAUAUUCGCUCCCAGAUCUUCAUCUAUAUCGCUGCCGCUCUCUUGAGUCUUUGCCUGUCGAGCUACCUUCUGAGCUGAAGGAAUUGUACUUGAGCGAUUGUGAGAGUCUUGGGUCUUUGCCUGCCCAGCUACCUUCUGGGCUGAAGAAACUGGAGUUGAGAAAUUGCAAGAGUCUUGGGUCUUUGCCUGUCGAGCUACCUUCUGGGCUGGAGUACCUGGACUUGAGCGGUUGUGAGAGUCUUGGGUCUUUGCCUGCCCAGCUACCUUCUGGGCUGAAGAAACUGGAGUUGAGAAAAUGCAAGAGUCUUGGGUCUUUGCCUGUCGAGCUACCUUCUGGGCUGGAGUACCUGGACUUGAGCGAUUGUGAGAGUCUUGGGUCUUUGCCUGUCGAGCUACCUUCUGGGCUGAAGACACUGCAGUUGAGAAGUUGCAAGAGUCUUGGGUCUUUACCGAAGCUGCCAUGGCUUCUGGGACUGUUUGAUGCACAUGGUUGCACGUCACUAGAGACGGUCUCAAGUCCGAUGAGAACUGCACCCAUACAAGGUAGGGAUCAAUAUGUCAACCAUUCUGAAAAAUUCGAGGAACUUUUAUUUAUGAAUUGCGUGAAAUUGGAUCAGAGUGCACAGAGCAACAUAAUGGCUGAUGCACAGCUUAGAGUUAUGCGAAUUGCAACUGCAUCACGUCUCCUCAAUAAACCCAGUACGAUUAAUAUUGUUUGUCCGGGAAAUGAAAUUCCAAAGUGGAUGAGGUAUCAAAGUGAGGGAUGUUCGAUAAAUAUCAAGCUUCCUCCUCAUUGGUUUCGUCUAGGCUUCCUCGGUUACGCUCUAUGCAUUGUGGUUGCUUUCAACAACUAUACGCCACCCGAUAUUGACAAUUAUUCCUACUUUGGUUGUGAAACCCAUCACAAAACUAACAAUAGUCACGAAGUUUGUUGGGAAGCCCUCCGUAUAAGCCUACCAGCUAUUCUCAUCAAUUCAGAUCAUGUGUUCGUGUGGUAUUUCUGCCCUAAAUUUGUUCGAUUAGAAAGUGCAAUCAAUCGUCAGGAUUGGGUAAAAGCAUCCGAGGCCUCUUUUGACUUCAAGUUGUACCAAAAUAUUAUUCAGACCCCAAAAGAAGGAAAUCUCUUUGACCCCUCCACUGUGAGGGUGAAAAGGUGUGGAGUCUCCUUGUUGUAUGCCCAAGAGAUUGAAAAAUUACUUGGAGGCAUUGAUGAAGAUGAAGUUAUGGAACCAAAACAAACAGUAGAAGAAGAAGAUAUCAUCAUCAAAACUAAGAGACAACGGGACGAGUCUGAACUCAGUGGAAGUGGAACUGCAAGCUUCAAAGAAGAAUAUAACGACCAACUACGUCCCCAGAGUAGUAAAAGGAAAAUCAACAUCAUGUGAAAUGUUCACGUUCAUAUGCCAUUUUAUGUGUCACAAGCGACAGGCUUGAGAUCGUUGGAAGGAAUCAAAGCCGACUCACCGGAAAGGUGUUUGACGUAACACCUGAGGUAACGGAGUUAAGGAGAAAUAAGAGUGAGGAGGCCAGCUGUAAAGUCUGACUCUGGCUCUGCUGCGAGCCUGCGACUUUGACAAGGGUGCCAACUUAAUCCCAUUCCAGAAGUACACUGGGAUCAAAUUGCCAAGCACCAAACAAUCCUGGUUUAACACAAGUCUGAACCUCAAGGAAUGUGAGAUGUUGUGUAUGAAGAACUGCUCCUGUACAGCUUAUGCAAAUUCUAAUAUCAGGGAAGGAAGAAGUGGGCGCUUGCUGUGGUUAGGUGAUCUGAUUGACUUAAGAAAUUUAGCUGAGAAAGAGAAUGGACAAGAUAUCCAUAUAAGAUUAGCUGCAUCAGAGCAAGAUAAUGAAGAGACUAAUACCAGAAUCAAUGCUAAACCUGCUAAAUCCAAUGUGAAGAAAGUGAGAAUUGUAGCUAGCACUCUUGUUUUAUCUACUGGGCGUAGCUCUGCUCUUUUAUGUUUGGAAGAAAGAUGCAGGAAAACUGAGCCGCAGCCACAAAGAAAAUCUGGAAUUACCAUUGUUUGACUUGGUUACUGUUGUUAAUGUAAUAAACUAGGAGAAGGUGGCUUCGGAUCUGUCUUUAAGGGUAUGAUGGAAGAUGGACAAGAUAUAGCAGUGAAAAGGCUCGCAAGAGACUCUAUGCAAGGAAUUAAUGAGUUCAAAAAUGAAGUUGUACAUAUUGCCAAACUUCAGCACAGGAAUCUAGCGAAGCUUCUAAGGUGCUGCUUUCAAUAAGAUGAAAUGAUGCUCAUCUACAAAUGCAUUCCCAACAAAAGUGGUUACGUGUCCCCAGAAUACACAAUUGAUGGGUUCUACUCGAUAAAAUCCAAUGUCUACAGCUAUGGAGUUUUGGUAUUAGAGAUAGAGAGUGGGAAGAGAAACUGAGGAUUCUCACAUCCAGGCCAAAAUCGCAACCUUUUUGGACAUGUGAGCUACAACUGUCAACUUGAAAGAAAUGUAUUGCUGCUUGAUUCUUCUUCUUCUUCUUCUAUAGAUUCAGUAAAAGUGAAUGUUUUCUUCUUUCAAGCAUGGAAGCUGUUCAUAGAAGGCAGGUCCAUCGAACUUCUUGAUCCAUCAGUAGAGGACUCUAGCACUCUACAUGAAGUUGUGCGACCAAUUCAUGUAGGUCUUUUAUGUGUGCAACAAAAACCACAAGAUAGGCCGAGUAUGCCAGCUGCUGUUCUAAUAUUGAGUGGUGAAGGUGCAUUGCCUCAACCUCAGAAGCUUGGAAUCUGACAGAACUUGAAGAUUCUACAGAUGAGGCUACAGAAUGUUCAGCUAAUGAACUCACUGUUACACUAGUGAGGGCUCAAUGAAUGUUGAUAUCAUGUUGAGUAUUCUCUGACCUUCAUCCCCUUGCUUUCCUCUGAUAUGAAUUGGGGCUCAUUUGAAAGAUGAGUUACAAGCACAAACUUUUGUUAACACUUUAGGCCUAGUUAAUUAUCAACUUCUCAUUGGCACCAAUUUGAGUCUGAAUUAACCAAUGGGUUGAACCAGCCAACUCUUAGUAAAUGACUCUGUAAAACUGUAUAUGGAUGCCUAACCAGCCAUUUCAAUUGAAACUUCGACUGCUACUCUUAUAU
This is a messenger RNA of Rosa chinensis, 5653 nucleotides long. RefSeq names its product disease resistance-like protein DSC1. The record is from RefSeq and is a predicted model, not a curated record. Gene Ontology annotation, biological process: signal transduction; defense response. The transcript is spliced from 13 exons. Bases 95 to 3952 code for a protein of 1285 amino acids. Gene Ontology annotation, molecular function: ADP binding. NCBI's taxonomy places the organism in Eukaryota, Viridiplantae, Streptophyta, Magnoliopsida, Rosales, Rosaceae.